Molecule: messenger RNA, 426 nt
Organism: Puccinia triticina
Lineage: Eukaryota; Fungi; Basidiomycota; Pucciniomycetes; Pucciniales; Pucciniaceae
Exons: 3
Coding region: 1-426 (141 amino acids)
Source: RefSeq, a predicted model, not a curated record
AUGACAAUGGUUUCCGGCAAAGUUAAAAUGCUCAUUGUGCUUCUUCAAGCAGCAAUGCCAAUUUCUGGCCUUGCUACAGGCCCCAACCGACUGUCAAUUACUUUGGAUAAACCCCAACCGCCCAAUUCCGUACUAGAAAACACGGCCGAUACUGCGCGAAGGUCUACUACCGAAUCGUUGGACCCAGUGCUGGCCUUGAGUCAUCCCUCGAACACCGUACAACGCCUCAAAAAACGCUCAGUGAGCGAGUCUAUCAAGGUAUGGAAAAUUUCCAUCGCGCAACGCCUCUCAGAGAUGGCACUCCCAUCAAACCAUGGCGAGAAUGUGGACACCCUCUCCAUAAAUCUUGUAUGGAUGAAUGGUGUUCUUUUGCCGCUGAAAAAGCUUCAUGCCCCCUUUGCCGAUGCCCAUCCGAAGCGAAGCUAG